This is a messenger RNA of Amyelois transitella, 5177 nucleotides long. RefSeq lists its product as uncharacterized. The coding region runs from base 201 to 2540 and encodes 779 amino acids. The record is from RefSeq and is a predicted model, not a curated record. Lineage: Eukaryota; Metazoa; Arthropoda; Insecta; Lepidoptera; Pyralidae. The transcript has 13 exons.
GCUCGCUUUGUGUUUGCACUGUUUGGCAAAUAUUUAUUCGCCUAUGCAUUCAAAUGCUUUAUUUGUGUCGUAAUAACUUUGCAGGUGCGAUAACUGUCGCGGUCGACUUAUAACAUGAAGGUCAGCCGUUGAUAUUGCAGUGUUUAUAUUGUAGAAAGUUAGUUUUUACAUAGGUAGUACAUGUUGCGUAUCACAUCACAAUGUCCUUUGAGGAGGGACCGCUGUAUUAUAGAGAAAUACAGAAGAAUGCGUACCUCAAGAGAGUACCGAACGAACCAACGGGCAGUAAAUUCAUGCAGCUUGGUUAUAAGAAGGUACCACUCAAACCAAUGUGGACGCUAUUCUGCAUCCACAACGGACGGACUCCGUACCUCGAGCAGUACCCAGAAGCGACUUCCCCCACCACGCUGUGCCACAAGCCGGUGUGGACAGCGUGUCUCCGUACAGCGAGACACGUGACAGCCAGUGUGAAGCCCCGCGCCGGGGGGGAGUAUGACUUCUUAGUGGACACGCAGCACGGAUCUAUUAGGAUGAUCGCUCCUGAUUGGGACACGAUGCAAGACUGGGUGUCGUGCCUCCGCAGCAAGCUCCAGGAGCUGCGCAUCGUGUCUCCCGGCGAGAACGUGUACUGCGCCGCGCCCGCCGCGCCGGCGCCGCGCGCGCCCGCCCGCGACCCCACCAGCCCGCUGCCGCCCACGCCGCCCGUGCCGCCCGACAGGGUACCGGGCAUAGAGCUCAUACCACCUCGCCCCCCACCAGAAGAGGCCCAGAACCCCCCAGAACCGCUCCCACUACCACCACCACAAGCGGAACCCGUGGACAUCUCUAAUUGGGAAGUGGACCCCCAACCCGGCACCAGUAUGGACCAACCCCAAAGUGUUGCCAAGAUAUGCGGACAGAAUAUAUGUCUCGAUGACUCUAUCCUGAGACGGAGAGAGAGUUGCGAUGAUUUCUUUGAUGAUGAUGAUGGCAACGAGGAUUAUAAGCAGACGGUGAAGGUUGGUGAUGAAGCGGCUGAAGAAAAUGUUCAGUGCGAAACGCCUCCACAAGCAACAAACAUAACGGUGAUCCAAGUAUCCAAUAAAGGUCCUCCGCACACAGCCAUCCCGGUUUUAGGUCCGGAGACAGAUGUCUUCAACUUUGAAUUCAAAGAGAAAGUCACAAUACAACCGGACAACUUCGUCAACAUAGUCAACACAGAAAGUAACGGUUACGGAGCAGUUUUCAACGAUGGGGACUACGGUCACUUGAGUUUAACAACCACGGUUAAUUUAACAACGGAUAACUCUUCGAGCAAUGUUAACGUAACGGAUAAUUCAACAGGCAACGAUACAACGGAAGGUGUCUACGAGAGGUUGUGUAUGGCUUCAACUUCAAACGAAACGGUGUCACGUUUGAGGAAUAUGGAGAAACUGAGGAAGUCAUCGCUUCCAAAUUUGGACACGAACGAUUCAACGUAUGAAUAUUUGUUUCCGAAUAAUAAUGGAAAUGAUUCUUCUAGAACAGAAGAGAGUGUAACGCAGAAUGGUAAUGGACAUGAAGUGAGUAGGAUUAAUUUGGUGCAAAAUGUGGAUACGGUUAGAGUGAGGAGUAGUAUAGAGAGAUCUCAAAGUCAGAGUGCGUACGAUAGCGGAGACAGAGUUAGAGAUAGACUUGUGAGACCUAGUAGGAGUCCACGAAGAGAUGUUAAUAAGACUGAAAAAUCGGAGGCUCUGCCAACGAAACCAAUAUGGAAACGGGGUCUCACGGAACUGUCUCUGCUGACCAAGCUGAGGAUUGGCGGGAAACGGCACGAGAGCCCCAACAGACAGGAACCGGAUGUUGACAGUCACCGCGCAACAACUUCUCCCGUUAAAGUUGUACGUCGGUCGAGACCUGAAGGCAGAGUGGACGGAGUAAGGAGAAGAAGCAGCUCUUUGAACAACGGCCAGCUCGCCGGCCCCGCGCCGCCGCUGCGGCCGCUGCGCGCGCGCCAGGCGGCCGCGCUGGUAGCGGAGCAGAGGCGCGGCGCCGCCGUCGCGGUCACCGUGUCCGCGAGGGACCCGCCCGCCUUCGUGGACUACGAUCACCAGGUUUGGAUAUGCCACUGGGGGAACUCCGGCCGCGUGGUGAACGGCCGCCCCGGAGACCGCGUGUGUGCCGUCAGGAGGCAGGCGCCGCGGAGCGCCCAGCACGCCUUGCAGCUCCUCAGGCAGGAUAGGCAGAGGGUGGACAUUUUGUUUCACCGGGUGCCCCUCGGAAAAAUAUACGUUCUCAACAGGAGGAACAAUGAGAGUUUGGGUUUAAAACUGGACAGUGAAUGCAACAUAACAUCGGUGGAGCGCGGUUCAGUGUGCGCAAGCGCAGGCCUCCCGCCGGCGGGGCGGUGGGCGGUCACUGAGGUCAAUAACCGACAUAUAAACUUACUCAAGGGUGGCGAAGAAGAGAUGCAGCGUCUCAUCAUGCACGGCUCCGAGGUGUCAGUUCUUAUCCAGCCGUCAGCUCUAGUCAAGAAAAUAAGGACGGCUCUCAAAGCCAAUAAACACCUUAUAUACAGGUAGGGAAAGCACUUUGUCGCAUGGCAGCCGGGAAUAAAAAUGAAGGUUUUGGCUGCUUUGAAAAAAUAUUGUAUAGUCCGCCAUUGCAAGUGUUUUCUUUUUUUAAAUAACUAUGUACUAUUUCUUGUAUCAUUCAUUCGUUCAUAUAUAUUCAUUCAUCUAUAUUUCUUGCGGGGUAGACAGCGUCAGCAGUCUUGAGAGACUGAUGGGCCACGUUCAGCUCCUUUCAAGGUUUGCUCAAUCAGAAAUAAAUUAGAAGGCUUGAUUUCUAUACUUUAGAAGAAUCAAACAAUAUGUAAUAUCAUUUGAAAGGAAAGCGAACUUAACUUUAAAAAAAUACUGUGUAAUUGUAUGUAAAUUUACUCCGUUACAAGAAAUAGUACAGUAGUUUAAAAUAAAUAAAUCAUUUGCAUUGGCGGAUUUAUCCCAUCAAUAGAUCUCCUCCAGUCAACCGGCAAACAAUAAAGGAACUAGAUAAUUGAGUAAAAAAGUAUAUGUCUGUUUUAUUGCUGUUACAUUUUUUUUUAACUUCAGUAGGAUAUCCGUGUAAACAUUUACAGCCUUAUUCAUAAAAAUUAAACCUAUUUAGUCUCUUGAGAACGUCUUAACACAAUUGUCACGAAACGAAAGAAAAGUUCCCAAAAAAAUGUAAACAAAACGCGCCAAAGUCAUUGAAAUGCCAGAUGUGAGAGACAGUCAUCGGCGGCAAAUGGAAUCAGCUGUGACUGGUCCGCCAUUUUGUUUCUUAAACCCUUGAACUAGCGUCCGAGGCUGUUUAAUUUGACAGCAAUUUAAGAAGAUGUUAAACUCUUAACAGCAUAUAUUAAUACGAUUUUUUAAAGUAUGAGUUGUCGGCCUCGGCGCAGCGGUAGUACGCUUGUCUGUGACACCGGAGGUCCGAAUCCCGGUCAGGGCAUGAUGAGAAAAGAACUUUUUCUGAUCGGAAUUUUUAUCUAUAUAUUUUAAAACUAUUUAUUAUAAAAUAUAGAAUCGUUGAGAUAUCAUCUCGUUACGCAAGUCUCGAACUUACUUCGAGGCUAUCUCGAUCUGUGUAAUUUGUCCCGUAUUUAUUUAUGACGUAAAGAGUGUCUUAAAUUUAUGUCACAUUUAUGAAUAAGGCUGUUAGAAUCAAAUGUACAUCAUGAAGUACAUGUAUUUGAAAAAAGAAAUCACAAGAUAACAUACUCGUAUGUAUAAAUUUACAUAGAAUGUUGACAUUCAUAUACUGUGUAUAAUAAUUGUGUCGUAUAAAAUGCAGUUUUAUAUAUUUAUAUACACUUUUUGUACGAUAUCAUUAAAAUGAAUUUUGUUGAACAGAUUUAGUACAUUAUUUUAUAAUACGUUCGUUUACAUAAGAUUAAGGAAAUAGUUGAAAAUGAUCUGAUCAUAAUCAAGUUUAAAUUGUAAUCAUCGUGUAAACUCAUCAAUUAAACGCACAUAUUGUGUCUAAUUAUAAUUUAGAAAUUAAUUAGAAAGAGAUACAACUAAAUUUGUGUCUAAGGCUUCUAAUAUAAGGACUUUUUUUUGACAAAUAAAAACAGGUUGUAUGAAAACUUUUUAUAACGGUAAACUUGUAACACCAUAUCUGUAUUUUAGUUGGUGAUGUGCAAAUAAUGUUGUAAACUAUUUAGGUAUUACUUAUUAAAACUGUUUUUUAAAGACUUGUACAAUGAACCGACCAUAAUGUACAGUCGCCUGUAGGUGAAACAUGACUUCCUGUUCAUAAAAAUCAAGACCACAUACAUAUAAUUGCGUCUAUAACCCUUGUGCGGUAGACAGAGCCAACAGUCAUCAAAAGACUAAAGGCCAGGUACAGGCCAGUACCUGUUUGGCUUAAUGAUAGAAUUGAGAUCUAAACCAUGUCAAGUUUAUCUGUAGACUGUACAUUUUAAUAUUCAUAGCAAUUUUAAUUGCAAUACUUUGUUAAUAUUUAGUAUAAAUUAAAAUAUUUACCGAAAUAUUUUUCAAGUUUUUAUUAGAAGAAAAAUAUGUUAGCAUCUUAUUCACUGGACAGAUAUAGUCUCCGCCUACCCCUUUAGGAAACGGGAGUGUUUUUAUUUAUAAUAUGCAUUGUAAACAACUAAUAAAAAUACAUUACACUAUAAUAUUACUAACUAAUUAUAACAAAUUAUAUUCACUGAAUUAUAAAAGGUUUAUUUUGCAAUAUUUUAAAAUUAAUUCUAUACAUACGACUAAAAAAAUUGCGUCCUAGUAAAAUUAUUAAAAUAUUUUUCAAUUUAUUUACAAAAGAAAUUUAGUAAUUUCGAAUUUCUACGAAUUAUUUAGACUUGAUCCAUAGAAAUACUUUUAAAAAUUAAUCUUAAGAUUUUAACCAAAAAUUUAAUCGAGUGAGGGCCAAAAGCGAAUUUUUAUGUGAAUAUUUGUAUAAUUUUAAAUGACUUUUAGACACAUGUACAAUUGUUGAUAAAAUAUACAAACAAUUAAAUGUAAUUAUUGCUUGAUUACAUAUCACGUAAUUUUUCUAGUACAUUUUAUUACAAUUUUAUAAUAAUAUACUAUUUACUACAUACACGUGAUUUUAAAAUAUGUAAUGCGCAUAUUAAUGUACAUAUUUUUUAAGCAUUUAAAAUAAUUAGGUACAUUCCUUUUUUGUUAUGGACGCCACUCAUAAAUCUAUAC